AUGCCAGGUAGUUUGUUUUCUGAAAUGGAACGUAGUAAUACUAAUGUUCUAGAAGAGCAGAGAGCACUCCAGCUAGCUAUGGAACUGUCCAUGUUCACUCUCGGUAAUGAAAGCGAAUCCGGCUACAGUUCCGGAGGUUAUGAAUCCGAAUCUAGGAGCAAAAAAAGUCAAAACACUACAGAAUGUGUGCCAGUCCCCAGUUCCGAACAUGUCGCAGAAAUUGUUGGAAGACAAGGUUGCAAGAUCAAGGCUCUUCGGGCAAAAACUAAUACCUAUAUAAAAACUCCUGUCCGAGGCGAAGAACCAGUCUUCGUGGUCACCGGAAGAAAAGAAGAUGUUGGUGCAGCCAAAAGGGAAAUCUUAUCAGCAGCUGAACAUUUUAGUCAGAUUAGGGCCCAAAGAAAAAAUAAUAUGAAUGGAUCUUUAGCACCAGGUCCAAAUUCAAGCAUUCCAGGUCAGACGACCAUUCAAGUAAGAGUACCUUACAGGGUUGUAGGUCUUGUUGUUGGCCCCAAAGGGGCCACUAUAAAACGAAUUCAGCAGCAAACUAAUACGUACAUUGUGACUCCAAGUCGCGAGAAAGAACCCGUUUUCGAAGUGACCGGGCUUCCUGACAACGUAGAAACAGCACGAAAAGAAAUUGAAGCACACAUCGCCAUGAGAACUGGAGGAUUACCGGACUCUUCUUCGGCCAAUGGUAGUACCGGCAGCAAUUCAACAUCUGAAGACGAUGACUUUCACGUGAAUGGUAUCGAAAGGGUUUUCACUACCGCAACAGUGUCAACUUCCAACUAUGUUAACUCUCUAUACAAAUCUGAUUAUAGCAAUUCAAAUACUUCGGUAUCGCGAGACAGCAAUAAUAUUUUAACUUCUCGGGCACAGGACAUAUUUACUUUCCCUUCUCACGCUAUUCCAUCAGACACCGGAUCUCCGAAAAUGACUGACUUAUAUUGUCCUCCUAGUUUUCAAAAUGGUUUUUCUAAUGGCUUCGGACUGUAUGAUGUUGACGAAGGAUUGGGCGACUCUCCCACCUUUGAACAGGCAGUCUUUCCUCCCACCAACAACGUUUGGUCCGAUUUUGGCCCAGUCAGAAGCACGGUCUCUCCUCUUUUCGGCACGACUACGACUUCCACGGCACCCUCGGCAGUGCCCAGGAGAAGCAACAGCCUGGGCAGUGCUGAUUCUGGGAUCUCGGAUCCCUUGCUUCUGGAACACCCCCCUGCGCGGCGAAUCCGCAGCGAUCCCCUAGUAGACUCUCUCGCCAACUUUCCACCAAUAACCGCCGUGAGCACGGUCUCAACCAUUGCCAAUUGUUUUACAGUCACAACUUGCAGUGGCACAUCAACCAUUGCGGACACAAGCCCGACAGAAUCCUCCACCAUCAGGAAACCAAAAAGAGACUGUGCAGUGUGCUUCGAGAGCGAAGUGGUUGCCGCCCUGGUGCCAUGUGGUCACAACAUGUUCUGCAUGGAAUGUGCCAAUCGCAUUUGCGAGAAGGCGGAGCCAGAGUGUCCUAUCUGCCGCCAGCAAGCUCUCCAAGCCAUUCGUAUCUACUCCUAA
Uloborus diversus is the source of this 1560-nucleotide messenger RNA. Its product is annotated as RNA-binding protein MEX3B-like. The record is from RefSeq and is a predicted model, not a curated record. The coding region runs from base 1 to 1560 and encodes 519 amino acids. The transcript is spliced from 2 exons. Gene Ontology annotation, molecular function: RNA binding. Lineage: Eukaryota; Metazoa; Arthropoda; Arachnida; Araneae; Uloboridae.